Molecule: messenger RNA, 243 nt
Organism: Clunio marinus
Lineage: Eukaryota; Metazoa; Arthropoda; Insecta; Diptera; Chironomidae
Source: the annotation of a GenBank genome assembly
AUGUCGUCUGGUCAAACAUUAACGAUAUGCUCCCCAGAAUGUUCUGUAACUGUUGGAGAUUUGUCAUCGGGCACAUUAAACACAAAUUAUUGGAUCCUAACACGAAAGACAAGAAAUUUAUUGAUUUUGUCUUUUGCGGAUCUUGUUCUAAGUUUUAUUCUUACUAGAGAGGUUUCUAGUUUUGGAAGAUGUUUUGAUAAAGGAGUUUUUUAUUUUUGGAAUUUAGAAGAAUAUAAAUUUUGA